AUGCUUAAAUUAAUUGACUAUGCAAAUGCAAUAAGAACAACUCAUGCAACUACUUCAAAUGAUACAUCUUCACGAUCUCAUGCUAUAUGUAAAUUAAUCAUUAAAAACGAAAAAGGUUAAAAAUAAGGCCAAUUAAUUCUAGUAGAUCUCGCAGGUUCUGAAAGAGCGUAGGAUUGUUAAAGUAAUGAUAAAAUAAGAAGAUUAGAAGGUUCUGAAAUAAAUAAAAGCUUAUUAGCACUUAAAGAAUGUAUAAGAUAUAUGGAAGCUGGAGCUUCUCAUAUUCCUUUUAGAGCUUCGAAAUUAACAAUGGUUUUGAGAGAUUCAUUUUAAUAAAAAAAUAAUAAAUCUAAAAUUGUUAUGAUUGCAUGUGUUUGUCCUUGUCAUACUUCAGCAGAUCAUACAGUUAAUACAUUAAGAUAUGCAGAUAGAUUAAAAGAAAAAUAGUCAACUUAAGAUAUUCUAUUUGAUGAUGGAAAUAAUAAUUUAAAUGACCUUUCUUUAGAAUAAGCAUAAAUAUAAAAAAAUGAUGAGUUUUUUAAUUAUAAUGAAAAUGAUAUUAAUAAUGAUAAUUUUAUUACAGGUUAAUUUAAAAAUGAAAUUAUUGAUUAUGAAGAUGACGAAGUGGAAUUAGAAGAUGAUGAUAUUAAUAUAAGACAUGAAGAUUAAGUUUUGUUUAAUAAUUUUUAAUAAAAUGUAAAUAAUGGAAAAGAAAUUAUUUAAUCAAAUGAAAUUUAUUAAUAAAAAA
This is a messenger RNA of Ichthyophthirius multifiliis, 745 nucleotides long. RefSeq names its product kinesin motor domain protein. The annotation marks the transcript as partial. The transcript has 4 exons. Gene Ontology annotation, molecular function: microtubule motor activity; microtubule binding; ATP binding. Gene Ontology annotation, biological process: microtubule-based movement. The record is from RefSeq and is a predicted model, not a curated record. Lineage: Eukaryota; Ciliophora; Oligohymenophorea; Hymenostomatida.